AAUCGAAUUUUAUUUUGAAUUUAUUCAUUGAAAAUCAAAGUGAAAAAAUAUAAGAAAAACAAUCACGAUAAUGGGAAAUUAUGUUAAUAAGUUUUUUACUCAUAAAACUGAAACUUAUAACAAUGAGAUUGAAAAAGAAGAAAUAAAAGAUUCAUCAGCGAUAGAUGAAGUAACUGUUGAAAAAAAUAUGCAAACUCCACCAAUAAUUCGUAAAACAUUAGUUACGGAUCCUAGAUCUGUAACGAGUGGAAUAAGUAGAACACCAAUUGAGGUGAAUAAUACACCUGUUGGAUUAAAUAAAAAAAUAAUAUCAGCAAUUCCAAAACAUUUACAAAAUAAAUCAUAUUUGGAAACAGAUAUAGAUAAAAUAAUGUUAUGUUUAACUCCUAAAAAACAUUUAGUGCCAAAAUUAAUAGAAGUUCCAAAGCAAAAUAAAAAUGAAGAAAAUUUUUUAACACCAACAAGUAAUAAUUUAAAUAAUAAAAAAAUAAUCACUGAUAUAGAAAAGGAACGUUAUAAUAUUCUAGGACUUGAUCCUAGAUCUCCAGCAGCAGAUUUUGAUAGAACUCCAAUUUUAAUGCCAAAAUCUAUUGAACGUUUAAGAGCAAGAUCUCAAGAAUGUUUGCAUAGACAAGGCAGUUAUGAUACAGAUAUUUUUUAUCCAAAAUUUUCAUAUUGUGAAAUGUCAUCACAAUUUAAUGUUACUGAAGUACAAGUUUUAGCAGAUUUAGACACAUCUGCAGUAAAUUCUUUACAUUCAGUUAUUACUGAUUCUGAUGACAAAUCAAAUGAACCUGAAUCAUCAUAUUCAAAUAAUUCAGUUAAAACUAAUUUUAUUUCAGAAAUUGUAGAAAAAGAACUAGAAGAUCAAAAUGAAGUUCAAAGCAUUUUAGAACAAGAUAAUUGUGAUGAUAAUAAUAUUAAAAAGAAUGUAGAACAAAAAUGUAUUAUUAAUAAUGAUAUAAUUAAAGUAUGGAGGGAUUCAUUAAUAUUGGAUACAUUCGAGGAAUCAGAAUUAAAUGAAUCAGAUAAUGUAGAAACUACAGAAAAAAUGUCACAAAUAAAUAAGGAAGAAGUAAUUAUAACAUUUGACAAUGAUAAUACCAAAGACUUAAUUCCAAAAUUAAUUAAUUCUGAAAAUGAAAAGACAAAAAUAGACACAAUUAAAAAAAAGAAAAAAAUUGUUAAAUCAGAAAUUAAAGUUACAACAGAUGAAAAAAAAUCUUUUAUUGAUAAAAAUGAAAAUGAAUCCAUAAAGAUUCGAACUCCUCUUGGAAAUCGUUCAAAUAAUGAACAAAUACAAACACUGUUAACAAAGUCACCACAACAAGUGUUUAAGAAUAGAAGUAUUGUCUCAAAAAUAUUAAAAGAAAAUACACCACCGCAUAAAAAAUAUUUUGUAAAAUCUAAAUUAAAUGGUGUACAAUGGGAUGCAGAUUCAACUGUUAUUAUUUAAGAUUAUUAAUUUUUAUAAGAAAAGUUUAGACAUAGUUUAUAUCUUUUAUAGAAUUAUUUUUAUAGAAAAUUAAAUAAUUGUAAA
Messenger RNA from Apis mellifera (honey bee), 1540 nucleotides. RefSeq lists its product as uncharacterized. The transcript has 5 exons. The record is from RefSeq and is a predicted model, not a curated record. The coding region runs from base 71 to 1456 and encodes 461 amino acids. NCBI's taxonomy places the organism in Eukaryota, Metazoa, Arthropoda, Insecta, Hymenoptera, Apidae.